This is a messenger RNA of Naegleria gruberi, 2533 nucleotides long. RefSeq names its product beta-tubulin. Gene Ontology annotation, cellular component: microtubule; cytoplasm. Gene Ontology annotation, biological process: microtubule cytoskeleton organization; mitotic cell cycle. Gene Ontology annotation, molecular function: GTPase activity; structural constituent of cytoskeleton; GTP binding. The record is from RefSeq and is a predicted model, not a curated record. NCBI's taxonomy places the organism in Eukaryota, Heterolobosea, Eutetramitea, Acrasida, Naegleriidae. The coding region runs from base 1104 to 2459 and encodes 451 amino acids. The transcript has 2 exons.
ACGAUCAUCACACAAUGAGCAGAAGUGGAAAAGUUGGAGGCCUUUUAUCCAUGUGGGAAAAGAAGGGAGAAGAUACUCAAACAACCUCAACCCCAAAGAAACCAAUCACAUUACCAACAGCAAACACUACUUCAUCAACCACAUCAACCACAACCACAGCAACAACCACCACUCCAGUCGUAAAGAAGGAGGAACCAGUAAGCAAACCAGCAACAAGCAAUACCACCACCACUUCAACUCCAAAGAAGGAAGAACCUGUUGUUACUCAACCAUCAGUGAAAUCAACUCCACCACCAACUACUUCUUCACCACCUCCAUCUGGUAAGACCACAGUUACCCCAACUCCUACCACAACAAUUCCAGAUGUUUUGCAACCAGAAUUUUUGAAGAAAUUAGAAGAAUUGGUUGUUGCUGUCGAAAAGGAAACUGCUAGAUUGGAAUCAUUGGCCAAAUAAUUCAAAAACAAAUUGUAAAAAUAUGUAAUUGAUAUAACUAAAGUAGUAUUUAUUUAACAAUAACAUUUUUCAAAUUUGAAAGCAAUAAUUCUCAAACAUUUUGAAAACUACUUGGAACAAUCUUUAUACACUCAAUGAAUUAUAUCACUUUUUGGAAUUAUCUUUAUACACUCUUCUUAUUUACCUCAAUUACAUUCCUGGAAUCGAACAUUCAUCUCUUGAUCUUUGUACUUGGAAAUCAGAACAUUAGCAAUACACAGUAACACAGCAUUAAAGAGAGAACAAUCUAGUAAUAACAAGCACCUUGUAUUGCAUUGGUAUUGUAAAUCCGACAAUUUCCCUCCAUAACCCAAUGAUUUGAAUCUAUCGAGAUGAAAUUAUUUACAAUGAUUACUUAUGAAGUUGUAUGAGGCGCCAAACAGGUUGCUGAUGAAGAGACCAAUCUUUACGAUGAUGACCGAUGAGUUGUUGUUCCAGAGUAAUACUUUCCCGCCAAAAACAAACACCUCAUUGGACGAAGGUUUGUAAAAAUUGUAAUUUUGGUUGUUUGUUGAGGGGGUUACGCGUGUUGUAGUUAGCCUUAAACAGACUCGCAGCGAGCAUACAACCAACAAACAACACCUUAGAAAAAAAACAACAACUUCUACAAUGAGAGAAAUCGUUCACAUCCAAGCCGGUCAAUGUGGUAACCAAAUCGGUGCUAAGUUCUGGGAAGUCAUUUCUGAUGAACAUGGUGUCGACCCAACUGGUGCUUAUCACGGAGACUCUGACUUGCAAUUGGAAAGAAUUAACGUUUACUACAAUGAAGCUACUGGUGGUAGAUAUGUCCCAAGAGCUAUUCUUAUGGAUUUGGAACCAGGUACUAUGGACUCUGUUAGAGCUGGUCCAUACGGUCAAAUUUUCAGACCAGACAACUUUGUCUUUGGUCAAACUGGUGCUGGUAACAACUGGGCUAAGGGUCACUAUACUGAAGGUGCUGAAUUGAUCGACUCUGUUUUGGAUGUCGUCAGAAAGGAAGCUGAAUCUUGUGAUUGUUUGCAAGGUUUCCAAAUUGCUCACUCUUUGGGUGGUGGUACUGGUUCUGGUAUGGGUACUUUGUUGAUCUCCAAGAUUAGAGAAGAAUACCCAGACAGAAUGAUGAUGACUUUCUCUGUCUUCCCAUCUCCAAAGGUCUCUGAUACCGUCGUCGAACCAUACAAUGCCACUCUCUCAGUCCAUCAACUUGUCGAAAAUGCUGAUGAAGUCAUGUGUAUUGAUAACGAAGCCUUGUACGAUAUCUGUUUCAGAACCCUCAAGCUUACUACACCAACCUUUGGUGACUUGAACCACUUGGUCUCAAUUGUCAUGUCUGGUGUUACUUGUUGCUUGAGAUUCCCAGGUCAAUUGAACUCUGACUUGAGAAAGUUGGCUGUCAAUUUGAUUCCAUUCCCACGUCUCCACUUCUUCUUGAUUGGUUUCGCCCCAUUGACCUCAAGAGGUUCCCAACAAUACAGAGCCUUGACUGUUCCAGAAUUGACUCAACAAAUGUUCGAUGCUAAGAAUAUGAUGGCUGCUUCUGAUCCAAGACACGGUAGAUAUUUAACUGCUUCUGCUAUGUUCAGAGGUAGAAUGAGUACUAAGGAAGUUGACGAACAAAUGCUCAACGUUCAAAAUAAGAACAGCUCAUACUUUGUUGAAUGGAUUCCAAACAACAUUAAGUCAUCUGUCUGUGACAUUCCACCAAGAGGUUUGAAGAUGGCUGCUACUUUCAUUGGUAACUCGACUGCUAUCCAAGAAAUGUUCAAGAGAGUUUCAGAACAAUUCACUGCUAUGUUCAGAAGAAAGGCCUUCUUGCAUUGGUAUACCGGUGAAGGUAUGGAUGAAAUGGAAUUCACUGAAGCUGAAUCCAACAUGAAUGACUUGGUUUCUGAAUACCAACAAUACCAAGAUGCUACUGCUGAAGAAGAAGGUGAAUUUGAUGAAAAUGAAGGUGCUGAAGGUGAAGAACAACCAGCUGAUUAUUAAAUGGAAGCAUUACACUUGCAAGCUUACAAGAAUGAGAAGCAUUAUUAAAAUAAAGUUUUUAAUCUAGUUUACAA